UUUUGCGGAAAGGCACCAUUGCUGUCACACACCCAGCCGCAUCCAGGCCAGACUCUUACCGAGGGCUUGUGGGAGCACCUAGGGUGACCAGACAGCAAGUGUGAAAAAUCGGGACAGAGGGUGGGGGGUAAUAGGAGCCUAUAUAAGAAAAAGGCCCCAAAAUCGGGACAGUUCCUAUAAAAUCAGGACAUCUGGUCACCCUAGCGCUCCCAGGAGGGCGAACUGGCCACCGCAGCUGCUGCCAUGUAAGGGCCGAAAGGAGCCUGCUCUGCAAACCAGGGCGUUUACCCAGGGCCCCAGCCCGUUCGCUCCGGAGUGGGAUUGCGUGGACCUGGUGCGCGUUUCCGUGAGCAGGACAGGGCUGAGUCAGAGCACACGGCCUCUGCUCGCCAGCUGCCCACCUCAUUCCCGAGAGCUUGCAGCUCCCAGCUUCUUAAGGCUGCUCCAGUCCGCAGCUGUCAGCAAUAAACUCCGCAAUUCCUCCUCCCUCUGGGAGUAAUCGGGUGCGCCAUGCACAAGGACCAAGGGAAAACAGGAGGGGUCAAAGGCUGUUGUACAAAGCGCUGUCUUUAUUUCGUGGGUUGCACCACGCUGCUGUGCGUCAGCUUUGGCUUUGUUUGGAAUAUGUCCAAUGAUACCUGGGAGUUCACAUCAAGCAAGGUCUCCUACAUAACGAGGAAUACGUCCCAUGGUACCAGGGAGUUCACAUCAAGCAAGGUCUCCUACAUAAUGAGCAACCAUAUCCUGGAAGAUUUACUACAAAUUGAAUUACCAAGGAUGACUUACACAAAGCCACAGAUUCUAAAGCCAUCGAGAAGUGACGUCCUUAUGAUGACUCCAUGGUUUGCGCCAAUAGUUUGGGAAGGGACCUAUAACUCCGAGAUCCUGAAUGAGCAGUUCCGACGAAGGAAUGUCACUGUUGGACUGACAACGUUUGCUAUCAAAAAGUAUACAGUCUUCCUAAACAAGUUUUUAGAAACUGCAGAGACGUACUUUAUGGUUGGACACAGGGUGAACUAUUACAUUUUCACAGACAGACCAGAAGAAGUUCCUAAAGUUCCACUCAAAGAAGGAAGGAAUGUAGUGGUUCUGCAAGUCCAAAACUACCCUAGGUGGCAAGAAAUCUCUAUGCGACGAAUGGAAUUGAUCAGCUACUACUCUAAGCAGCAGUUCAUUAAUGAGGUCAGCUACCUAGUGUGUGUGGAUGUAGACAUGAGGUUUAAUGACCAAGUUGGAGUGGAGAUCCUGAGCAACUUGUUUGGCACACUACACCCACAUUUCUAUGCUGCAGAGCGUCAGUCUUUCACCUAUGAACGUCGACCUGCUUCUCAAGCUUAUGUGCCCAGAGAUGAGGGUGACUUCUACUAUGCUGGAGGCUUCUUUGGAGGAACAGUACUGGAGGUUUACAAGCUGACCAAGAAAUGCCAUGAAGCCAUGAUGGUGGACAAAGCCAAUGGAAUUGAGGCAAUCUGGCACGAUGAGAGUCACUUAAACAAGUAUUUUGUUUACUACAAACCAACCAAAAUACUUUCUCCGGAAUACCUGUGGGAUGACGAUCUAGGUAGGCCAGAGAUCCUUAAGAAAAGAAGGUUUCUUGCUCUACCAAAGAACCAUGCUGCAAUCAGAAAUAAAUGAAGUUCAUCUCAGACUGGCCUUAGUGCGAACUAACAUAACUGAUAUUGUAGGUUUCCUUGGUUGAUGAAAAUAUACAGACAAUUAAUAAAGCUCCAUAACUUUUUCUGACAUCCCCAGUAUUUCUGGAUAUGGGAAUGAUUUGCAAGAUGUUACUGUGAUGUUGCACUCCAUAUGUUUUAUGGAAAUGUGCUAAUGAGUGUGACUACAAUGUAACUGGAAUAUCCUUCAUGCAAAAGGUCUCUUGUAAGGUAUCAUUACAAAGCUUAUAAUCUACUGAGUGUGUUCAUCCUAUCUGUAUGAAUGUAUCAUUCUUGUAUCUGAAGCUAGAAAUAUGAAGUAUUACUCUGAAGUCCUAUUGUAACUAUGCAAAGUGUGGGUCAUUAAUGGUGGCUUAAAAUCUUGAUGGCUCCCAUUAACUAGGACAAUUGGUUGUAAAUGGCUCUGUUUACUCACAAACCUUCCUGGGCAUGUGCAGUCCAACCCUGAAAGAAGGGAGAAUGAGGUCUUACAGUGACAUGUGAUCAUGUCAACUGGUACUGGAAUUCAUUAUAAACCUGGUAAUUUUCCACUUAAAAGGAUGGGUGCGGACCCAGAGAGACACAGAAUUCCUGCCUUGUGCCAAAGCUAUAAAAGGGGGUGGAGGACAAGAGGGGUGCCAGUCAUGUGAAAUCCCCUGCUUUUCACCAAAGAUGCCUGCUGGAACUAACAAGGUCUGUACCAGGGGAAAGGCUUGGGUGCAGACUAGGAAGGAGUCUAGUCUGUGAAAGAAGCUUAUUGGAACAGCUGAGGGUGAGAUUUACCUGUAUUCAGGCUCUUAAUGUAUUAGGCUUAGACUUACGUGUUGUGUGCUGUUUUAUUUUGCUUGGUAACUUAUUUUGUUCUGUCUGUUAUUACUUGAAACCACUUAAAUCCUACUUUUUAUACUUCAUAAAUCACUUUUGUUUAUUAAUGAACCCAGAGUAAGUGAUUAAUACCUGGGGGAGCAAACAGCUGUGCGUAUCUAUCAGUGUUAUGGAGGGCGGACAAUUUGAGUUUACACUGUAUAAGCUU
Emys orbicularis (European pond turtle) is the source of this 2685-nucleotide messenger RNA. RefSeq names its product ABO, alpha 1-3-N-acetylgalactosaminyltransferase and alpha 1-3-galactosyltransferase (gene ABO). Gene Ontology annotation, molecular function: hexosyltransferase activity. The record is from RefSeq and is a predicted model, not a curated record. Lineage: Eukaryota; Metazoa; Chordata; Testudines; Emydidae. Gene Ontology annotation, biological process: carbohydrate metabolic process. The transcript is spliced from 8 exons. Gene Ontology annotation, cellular component: membrane; Golgi apparatus; vesicle. Bases 511 to 1635 code for a protein of 374 amino acids.